AUGUCAGGUUGUGGAAGCAUUGGAGGACUUUUUGGUGAUGUGAAGAAUUCAGUGGAUGAUGAGUUUAUCGAAACAGCAGUGAAGAGGGGGAUCAAUUACAUCGAUACGGGAUAUUGGUAUGGCCAAGAGCGAUCCGAAGAACUCCUUGGACAGGCAAUUCUGAUUCUAAAUAUUUCUCGCAUGAGAUUCACCAAGAUUGGGCGAUUUGAAUUGGACUUUACACGAGCGUACGACCUUCGUGCUGAUACCCUCCUCAAGCAGCUCACAGUGAGCCUAAAGAAGCUGAAAUUAGCAUAUGUUGAUAUUUGCUACUUACAGGUCAGUCAGGUUGCAACUCUUCCCUAA
Gongylonema pulchrum is the source of this 345-nucleotide messenger RNA. The record is from the annotation of a GenBank genome assembly. NCBI's taxonomy places the organism in Eukaryota, Metazoa, Nematoda, Chromadorea, Rhabditida, Gongylonematidae.